AUGGCGCCAGCAUUGUCGACAUUGGCCCUCGCUGCUACUUUACACGCCGCGUACACCUUCGCUGGAUCAAGCGGCAGUCAUGCCAUCCACCUUGAUGUUCCAAGCACCUGUGAAGGAGCCUCGAUCAAGCAUUCCCCAUCGUACACAUCCUUCUCCUUCGAGCCAGCGUUCUGGGUAGAGUUCUUCGGCAACUUGACAGAACCCAACACUUUCACCUUUGGUGCUAUCAACACGCUGAUCGAGCAUGGCCUCCGUCCGGUCAUCCGCCCAGGUGGCAUUACCAUGGACAGCUUGAUCUUCGAACCAACAGCAGGCGAUCCCGUGAGAACCACUAGCCCGGCAGGAGGUGUGUACAGAACAACAGUCGGGCCUGCUUACUACGAGAGCUGGUCCAAUUUCCCAAACGGGACCGACUUUGUCUCGACGCUGAAUUUCGGCAACGACAGUCUGGACAUUGCUCGAGAUAUGGCAGUUGCCUCUGUCGAGUAUCAGCCGGACUUGAUCAAGUACUUUGAGCUUGGCAACGAGCCUACGAACUACCCUCCUGCUCGAUGGGCCAAUUCAACUGAAAAUUAUGUAAGACAAUGGCAAAACUGGACCGCGGAGAUCGAUGCUGCUGUGAAUGGUCGAAGCAAGGGCGAGUGGUGGGCCAGCUCAGCGACAACGGAUGAGACACCACUGCACGUCCGGCCUGCCGAUCUCAUUCCUGCCGGUAUCAACUCAGGAGGGGAGGUCGCAGAGUACUCAAUUCAUAGCUAUGCAUUUGCCACGUGUGACCCGGAGAGAGCCGCGCUGGCCACGACUGCAAACAUCCUCAACCACACCGGCCUUGUCGAAUAUGCGGACACAGAGAUUGUGCCCUCCGCACAAGCCGCUCUGGACUCCGGUAAGCCAUGGAUCAUCGGCGAAUUCAACUCGAUUGCUUGCUCUGGGCAACCAAACGUGUCCGACUCGUUCGCGCAAGCGUUGUGGGAAGUAGACACCGAGCUCAUCUAUGCGGUUCGCAAUGCAUCCGCGACAUAUCUGCACCAAGGAGCGACAUUAGUGUUCCAGAGCAACCAGCAGACCAACAGCGCGGGCGACGAUGGUACACCUGGCUUUUCCACAUACUCAAUGCUCUAUCCCGUAACAAGCUCGAAGCGCGGCGAGCAGAGAACACUUCCUGGUUUUGCUGGCAUUCUCUUCCUUGCGGAGGCGUUCGCGGUGCAGGACACUCAGAUUCGAGCCUUGCCAACGCCUGAGGGCCUAAGCGAAGAUCACUUCUCGGCAUACGCGUUCUAUCUUGGUGAUCGCCUGACGAAGCUGGCUCUCAUCAACAUUAGACCGUAUCACGCCAACUCCACCAGCGACUAUGCCGCAUCCUUCAAACUUCCUUCCCAGUCCAAGCAUGGUCGCUUCAGCCGUGGACAAAAGGCUUAUGCCAAGAGGAUGACGGCUCCGCACGUUGACGAGAAGGAUUCUAGCAAGGUGACAUGGGCUGGUCAGUCAUUCAAGAACGGCACUUCUGUCGAAGAGGUCGCCAUUGAGCAGAUUGGCAAGGAUGACAUCGUGACGGUCAGAGGCAGCGAGGCGUUGCUGAUCUUCUUCGAUCAAGACGAGUGCUAUGGUCUCGAAUCGCCGACUAAAGGGAAAUCGUGGGGCAGACGGUGGCGGCAUUGGUGGUCUCGAUCUAGUUCAGUGUAA
Molecule: messenger RNA, 1683 nt
Organism: Fulvia fulva
Lineage: Eukaryota; Fungi; Ascomycota; Dothideomycetes; Mycosphaerellales; Mycosphaerellaceae
Product: Beta-glucuronidase
Exons: 1
Coding region: 1-1683 (560 amino acids)
Source: RefSeq, a predicted model, not a curated record